UAAAUAUGUGUAGUUUUAUAGUGAGCACUUCCUCUUUCAUAAUCCUUUGCUGUUUAUCUUCAUCUGUCCCACCCACUCUGACUGUGUCUCUCUGUUCGGGUAAAGGCAGAGAGCAAAUUUAAUUGAAAUCAAAACUGAAAGUGUUGGAUGACUAAAGGGGUGGAGAGAACGGAGAGAACGGAGAGAAAGAAGAGGCAGAAGGAAAACAGAGGACAAAGGAUAUCUCUGUCAUCUGGAUCGCAUCAAACACAUUAAGAUGCAGUGCCUCCAAGAUCAGGUUGCUCUAAUCCCUCGGCCUCGUGGGACUUUGCCAAGGGUGUGUGCUGCGGUGCUGGCUGGCGUAUCAAUAGGAGUCAUCGUGUUACUGUCUCCUGAAAGGUUAUUUGGCUGGGUUGCCAUGGUAAUACUCACCCUGACCCUUGGCCCUCUACUGCACGGGCUUUGUCUGCUAGCAGAGGAGGUGCUGUAUCAUUCGAACACAAGGUACCGAGGGGUGCUGAGCCACGUGCUGCCAGCCUGCGGUUUGGGGGGAAAGACCCUGCUGACCGCAGGGCUGGCUGGCCUUCUGCUCUACCUGGCCGGACAUCCUCUGCCACACAAAGGCCAGUGUGGGAAACUCCUCGUCCUGGCCUCGGUUCUUUACGCGCUGUUCAAAAGCCUGGGAGUCCUGGGCCCGUCAGAGGUGGAGGUGUCAGACAUCUGCGAGCGGAGAAAGAUGAACGUGGCCCACGGCUUGGCCUGGUCCUUUUACCUGGGCUAUCUGCGACUCGUGCUACCGCAUUUGGAGGAUUCCAUCACAGCAUUUCAUGCCACCCAUCAGGCCAGCAGCCCCUUCAGGAGUCGUGGCUCCAGGAAGCUCCUUAUUCUCAUACCUCUCAACGCCAACAUUUCUCACAAGCUGGAGGACGAGGACGACAACAUCCAUUUCUAUGACAACUUACCCAACAAUGAAAUAAACAGGGCGGGAGUCCGGGGGCGGGUCUACAAGCACAGCGUCUACAGAGUACUGGACGGGGAUGGAAAGGCCCAUGAGUGUGUGGUGGAGUAUGCAACGCCUCUGCUAACGCUUUACAGCAUGUCCCAGGAGAGCAGCGCUGGUUUCGGGGAGCCUGAGCGCAGACAGCAGGUUCUGCUCUUCUACAGGACCCUGCAGGACAUACUGGAUCACUCGCUGGAGUGUCGCAACCGCUACACACUCAUCCUGCUCAAAGGUAGGAAGACAGCCAAAUAG
Molecule: messenger RNA, 1231 nt
Organism: Micropterus dolomieu (smallmouth bass)
Lineage: Eukaryota; Metazoa; Chordata; Actinopteri; Centrarchiformes; Centrarchidae
Product: stimulator of interferon genes protein-like
Exons: 7
Coding region: 257-1231 (324 amino acids)
Biological process (GO): innate immune response; defense response to virus; positive regulation of macroautophagy
Cellular component (GO): endoplasmic reticulum membrane; autophagosome
Molecular function (GO): cyclic-di-GMP binding; 2',3'-cyclic GMP-AMP binding
Source: RefSeq, a predicted model, not a curated record